Neocloeon triangulifer is the source of this 2281-nucleotide messenger RNA. Its product is annotated as glucose-6-phosphate 1-dehydrogenase-like. Gene Ontology annotation, molecular function: glucose-6-phosphate dehydrogenase activity; NADP binding. The record is from RefSeq and is a predicted model, not a curated record. Gene Ontology annotation, biological process: pentose-phosphate shunt, oxidative branch; glucose metabolic process. The transcript is spliced from 9 exons. The coding region runs from base 237 to 1805 and encodes 522 amino acids. Gene Ontology annotation, cellular component: cytosol. Lineage: Eukaryota; Metazoa; Arthropoda; Insecta; Ephemeroptera; Baetidae.
UCCAGGUGCUCGUCCGCGCUAAUGAAUCAGCCGGCUUUGAUUGGUCGCAAAGCAACACAAAACUCACUCAAACACCGACUCCUGAUUAACAUGUAAACAGAGCAGCCGCGACCACCGAGUCGACUGAUUACAGAAAAGACUCGAAGUCCCCCACUGACGCAUUCUUCUCUGGCUGCAGCUCCGAGUGAGACCAUCCGGCACUCAAUCGACGGACGACCACCACCUCAAGAGCAACCAUGGGCUCCAAAGAAGUAAACCCAGAUCUCAGUCCUGAGGACAGCUUGGUGCUGAUCAGGCGGUCCCUCAAGUCUGCAAACAUGGCUCCAGGUACCCACUUUGACGGGAACAUCCCCCACAUCUUUGUUACCAUGGGCGCCUCUGGAGACCUGGCCAAGAAGAAGAUCUACCCAACCCUGUGGUGGCUCUUCAGAGACAACCUGCUGCCCAACAACACCAUUUUUUUCGGCUACGCGCGCUCUAAGCUGACCAUUCCCGAACUGAGGGCCAAGUGCGAUACCUGGAUGAAGGUCAGGGCUGGUGAAGAGGCGCGCUAUGAAGAGUUCUGGAAGCUGAAUUUCUACGUGGCCGGCUCGUACGACACUAGACGUGACUUUGAGAUUCUGAACCAGGAAAUGGAAAAGCACGAAAGAGGUCCGACUUCCAACAGAUUGUUUUACCUUGCUUUGCCGCCGUCCGUUUUCAAGCCGGUCAAUGUCCACAUCAAGAACGCUUGCAUGAGCACCAAAGGCUGGACUAGAGUGAUUAUAGAGAAGCCGUUCGGUCGAGAUGCUGACUCAUCUAAGGAGCUUUCAGACCAUUUGGCGUCUCUCUUCAAGGAAGAGCAAAUUUACAGAAUUGAUCAUUAUCUUGGAAAGGAGAUGGUGCAGAAUUUGAUCACGCUGAGAUUUGGAAACCGCAUUUUUAACCCAACUUGGAACAGAGACAACAUUGCAUCCGUCCUGAUCUCCUUCAAAGAGCCGUUUGGCACUCAAGGGAGAGGUGGCUACUUUGACGAAUUUGGUAUCAUUCGUGAUGUCAUGCAAAAUCAUCUCCUGCAAAUCUUUUGCCUUGUUGCCAUGGAAAAGCCUGCCUCUGUCCAUCCAGAUGACAUUCGCUAUGAAAAGGUUAAAGUCCUGAAGCAAGUUGACCCUCUGAAACUGGAAAGUUGCAUCCUUGGCCAGUAUGUCGGUGACCCAGAAGGCGAAGGAGAUGCCAAGUUGGGGUAUUUAGACGACAAGACUGUGCCUGAAGGAUCUGUUACCCCAACCUACGCUCUCUCGGUGCUUAAAAUCAAGAAUGAGCGGUGGGACGGGGUGCCGUUCAUCCUGCGCUGUGGAAAAGCCCUUAAUGAGAGAAAGGCAGAGGUGCGCAUUCAGUUCAAGGACGUUCCAGGAGACAUCUUCCACGGAAAGCCAAAGCGAAAUGAGUUGGUGAUGCGAGUGCAGCCUGGUGAGGCUGUCUAUGUGAAGCUGAUGACCAAGUCGCCGGGCAUGAGCUUUGACAUGGAGGAAACAGAGCUUGACCUCAGCUACCACAGCCGCUACGGGGACGUCAAGAUGCCGGACGCCUACGAACGCCUUUUGCUGGACGUAUUUUGCGGCAUGCAAAUGCACUUUGUCAGUUCGGACGAAUUGUCCGAGGCAUGGCGCAUCUUCACCCCUCUUCUUCACCAGAUUGAAGGUGAAAAGGUGGUGCCCAUCAAGUACAAAUACGGCUCCAGAGGUCCCAAGGAGGCUGACGAAAUGUGCUCGUCCAACGACUUCAAAUACUACGGUUCCUACAAGUGGGUCCAGCCGAAGUGUUAAUUUUUGAGAUUUUUCCGAGAGAGCAUAAUUUUUGCUACUUACGCUUCAUGGCACUCAAGUGCAUUAUAUAAUUAUUUUACUCCAAAUCUUCAGCUGCAUUGAUGAAAUCCUAAUGUUACGAUUUUUCUUGGAAUAAUUGGCAAUAUCUUUUUAGAGCUUUAAUUUUAAAACUUUGUGCGUCUCUCUAUCUCUCUCUUGGAAAACUCUCUUACGGUUUCUGUGAUUCUCCACAUGAAAGCAAAACCAUCUGAAGCAUUCCUGUUUCUGUUGUAAAUUGCCUAUUGUGUCUUCUAAUAAUUAUUGUAAGUAUGGGAAUAGGCUCGGGCCAAUUUUGGAAGUCUUGUUAGGUUGAAUUUAAGUGUUGAGUAUUUUUUUUGCACUAUUUUUGUAUUGCAUAAUAUAUUAAUAAAUUAUGAUGAGUAGCAUUGAUACAUUAUCUGCCAGCAAUAAAACAUAAAUAAUACUCUUUGAAAAAA